AUGAUCAUGCAGACCUCCAAGUCGUUCGCUGUCCUGCUACUCAGCUCCAUUGCGGCAGCUUUGCCCCAGGAGCAAGUCAAUGACCCUCAAGUCACUCUGACAACCAUAACCGUCGGGCUGCCUACGUCCUGUACCUUCAAGCCUACGCAGACCAUCACGGCCACGACCGGCUGCGAGACGCCUUGCAGUACUUAUGCCGACAACUGCUGGUGGGACAUCUUGAACUGGCCUGCGGAUGCCCGAACGGCUUGGGGUAUAACGACGAUUACACCCACCACCUGCCCAACCCUGAUUCCUUCCGGUAUCUAG
Messenger RNA from Diaporthe amygdali, 309 nucleotides. RefSeq lists its product as uncharacterized. The record is from RefSeq and is a predicted model, not a curated record. The transcript has 4 exons. Lineage: Eukaryota; Fungi; Ascomycota; Sordariomycetes; Diaporthales; Diaporthaceae. Bases 1 to 309 code for a protein of 102 amino acids.